UUGGACCUAUAUCAGCCAGCUACUUUGAACAAAACUGCAAAGGACCACUUCCUGGUGAUUGUGAUCCACAAGCUUGUGGUGGUCCUUGCGAGUCGAGAUAUGUUUCAUGACCAAGCAAUUAAAGGUGAUAGAACCAUUAAAUCCUGUCAGUGCUUAGAUGAUAAGUACUGUUCCUUAUCAGGUGUUUUGUCUCAAGCCGGUUGUAAGGCUUAUGCUGACUUGGGCACCACGAGCCAGCGUUUGAUUCGCACAUGGACGAUGGAUAGUCGAGACAGAAGAAAUCGUUACAGCAACGACAUACUACUCAGAUACAGUGAUAAACUCCGGCAUCAGCAGUUGAUCAAUGGCAAUUCGUUGUUCUGCUGUCGUAGCCGUCGUGCUUCCAAAAAGCAAGCUAUGUAUUUAAAAUCAGCUGCCUCGUUUAUGAUAAUGCCGUUACUUUACUUCUUGACAUUCCUCUAUCUUAAUGUAUGA
Auanema sp. JU1783 is the source of this 474-nucleotide messenger RNA. The record is from the annotation of a GenBank genome assembly. Lineage: Eukaryota; Metazoa; Nematoda; Chromadorea; Rhabditida; Rhabditidae.